Messenger RNA from Aspergillus sclerotioniger CBS 115572, 519 nucleotides. RefSeq lists its product as uncharacterized. The transcript is spliced from 4 exons. The record is from RefSeq and is a predicted model, not a curated record. Lineage: Eukaryota; Fungi; Ascomycota; Eurotiomycetes; Eurotiales; Aspergillaceae. The coding region runs from base 151 to 477 and encodes 108 amino acids.
AGCUAUUCCAACUUGACCUUUCCCUUCCCCUCUCUUCUCUUAUAUAAAUACCUCGUUGGAUCCGAAUCCAAUCCCCAAGUCCCAGAAUCUCACUGGUCUAUAAUCAGGAAUUGAAACCUUGAUACACCCACACCCACACACACAAGCAAAAUGUCGAAGAACCCUACCGCCCUCUACCUCGGUAUCGCUGCGAAGGAGCAGGCGAAGCAGGACGCACACCUCGCCCGCCUUAAAGCCCCCACGGGCAACCAGGCCGAGAAAGCAGGUGAAAAGGCGGCGUUUGAGACUAGGUUGAAUGUUGAUGAGGCGAUUGACACAUCCACCCACGAAGCAAAAAACAACCUAAACCGUCUGGAGAAGAUCACUCGCGACACAACAGCGGAGUUGAGAUCCGGGGCAGAGAAGAUUGAAGGCAAGGUGGAGGAGAAGGCAGCUGAAGCCAAGGGGUCGCUUUCGGGGUGGUUUGGGAAGAAAUGAUUGCUUCUUUUCUUUGUUCCCUUUUUGUUUUGGAGAUUGAGG